GUGUUGCAAGCCCUUUGUUACGCAUAAUUACCUUCUUCACACACGAUAACCCCAUGAUUCCCCGCUCCUCAUUUGCAUCUCCUUGACAAGGGCACAGGGCUCUGGGGAAGUUUUUUAAAUUGGUAAAUAAAAAAAAAAUUUAACUACCUCCGGGAGUGUAAUUCCGUGAUGCCUCCGAAAGGUAUUAGCAAAACAGUGAGCAAGAGGUGUCCCGAGUGUAGGAGGCAGGUACCGGUAGCUACCAAGCACUGCCACUGUGGUCACCAGUUCUUUGAAGAGCGUCGCAGAUCCACAACAUCAAACCCCUCGGAGGUAGAAGAAUUAGACGAAAGUACACUCAAAGACAUGAAACCUACCCGCAGUGUAACCACAUCUAGCUCUGUUAGUGGACUGAUAGCCAUGGCAUCGUCUGUGGGGAAGGGAGACCUGGGAUCACCAGCACCUGAGGGAAAACGUCGCAGUGAACGAGUCAAGAGAGAAAAACCCAAUUUCUACGAUGCCUUGGAAUAUGACAAUCAGAUGAGAAAGGCAAGAAAAGAAAGACAAAAGGAGGAGCCGCCCAAUCCAACAGGAAGGGUGAAGCGUGAGCGGAAAGUCAAGAACAACUCAGAGCCGGUUAGUGUUGCAAUAUACCGGUACAACAAGGACGAGGACGAAGAUGAUGAACCAGUGAAGGAGAAGAAAAAGAAGAAGAAGAAGAAAAAUAAUAACAAUGGUGAGAAGAAAGAAGAGGAAGUAGAUGAAGAUAUUAUGACUGGUAUAAGUGCAGAGAAAGAAAGGCAAUAUUCCAUUGUGCUGUCAGAUAUCAACUUUAAGCUUGGUCUAAAUAAUCCAAAAUUUAUCAAGAUAUAAGCAUAAUAUCAUGGUAUUGUUGCCAAGCUUUAUUCAGUUCUUCCUAAUGCACAUUAAUAAUCUCUUUUUUUCCUUACAAAUACACAUACAGUAUACCGUAUGAACAUGUAAAGGCAAGAUACUGAAGUGUUACAAUGUGUAUCAAGUUUUUACUGGUGAAUGUAUACAACCUCAGUGUUUAACUGUUUAAAAAAGGACUCAUAUACAAACAUUGUUGAGUGCUGUAUUGAGUGUGACCUGUAGACAACUAGACACUGGACAUUUAAUUUUCACCCUAUAUCUUGUGUUUACUCUGUGGCAGUUAUGGGGGUUACCACUUCAUCAGCCUGACUUUUGGGCAGUUGCUGUGUUGAUGGUGUUAUCAAUCAGACUGCUGAUACUUGUAGUUCAACGUAAGUACCACAGCUAGGUUGAUCGACAAUGCUUUGUAGGCGUGUCCUCUAAAGACAUUUAUUCUGCACCAUUUAAGCCUGUGGUCUCUUUCUGUUCUUAAAUCACCUUGUUUAUCAUUCUCUCCAUAUGCCCAGACCAUUACAAUGUGUAUACAGUGGAACCUCAGUUUUCGUGAUUAAUUUGCUCCAGAAAGUCUGACAAAAACCGAAUUGUGCGAAAACUGAAGCUAUAUUUCCCAUAAGAAAUGAUGUAAGUUCAAUUAAUCUGUUCCAGACACCCAAAAAUAUUAACAGAAGAUACACUUUAUAGAGAAUAACUAUAGUUUUACAUACAGAAAACAAUGAGAAAUAAAUGUAAAUGACUAAUGAAAUGUAUAAAUGAACAUUUAAUAUAACUUUUACCUUUAUUGAAGACUUGUUGGCGUAUGGAAAACGACGAGGAGGGGAGAGGUUAUUGUUUGGAAGGGGAAUCCCCUUCCAUAAGGACUUCAGGUAUCAAAGCCCUAUCAGGGGUUACUUCCCUUCUUUGUCUUUUCUGCCAUUAGGAUCAGCUUAAGAGUCACUGUACCCCUGCUGCACAUAAAAACUGUCCAGAGAGGUCUGUUUCUGACAUCUCUUUAAGAUUUGCCAAAAAUGGGACAAGGCAUUGUCAUUGAACAUGUUGCAGACACUGCUUGCAACAGCUUUGUUAGGGUGAUAUUUCUCUACAAGACUUUGCAACUCACUCUACUUUGCACAUGUCCUUAAUCACUGAAGAUGGCACAUUCUCCCUGGUCUCUUCCUCCUCCUCCGAAGUAAUUUCCUCAGCUGCAAUCUGUUGCUGUUCCAGUUGAAGGCGUUGCAGCUCUUCAGUGGUUAGCUCUUCUCUGUGGUCGACCACAAACUCUUCCACAUCCUGACCACGGCCACUCACAUCCAACCUCAUGGGUUUCCCCAAAGACACAAUAGAUUCAACAACAGGCGUAGGGUCAUCAGGGUUAGCCUCAGCCCAUCAAGUGCCAUGCCUUUUUGCAAAUUAACUCCAAAACACUAUUUCCCGCACGGGGUGAUGCUCACUCAACGAUAAACACAGGCAGACCGAGUCACUUGGCGCUUGGGUGGCCAAGUGACGCGGGCGGGCAGGUGGGUGCAUUCGGUACAGACCAUUGUCAACUCGACGAAAACUGAGGUGAUGUACGAUAACUGGGACAAAAUUUCAACGGAAAAAGUCGUCGAAAACCGAAUCCUAUGAAAACUGGGGCGUACAAAAACCAAGCUUCCACUGUUCAUACAUAUAUACAUACAUAUAGUAUACAUACAUACGUACAUAACAUACAUACAUCUUUCUUUCAAAGCACCAGCCGUAUCCCACCGAGGCGGGGUGCCCCAAAAGGAAAAACAAAAGUUUCUCCUUUUACAUUUAGUAAUAUAUACAGGAGAAGGGGUUACUAUCCCCUUGCUCCUGGCAUUUUAGUCGCCUCUUACGACACGCACGGCUCACGGAGGAAAAAUUCUGUUCCACUUCCCCAUGGAGAAUAUUAUAUAUAUUGUGUAUAUAUUUUUUUUUUUUUUUUCAACAAGUUGGCCGUCUCCCACCGAGGCAGGGUGACCCAAAAAAGAAAGAAAAUCCCCAAAAAGAAAAUACUUUCAUCAUCAUUCAACACUUUCACCACACUCACACAUAAUCACUGUUUUUGCAGAGGUGCUCAGAAUACAACAGUUUAGAAGCAUAUACGUAUAAAGAUACACAACAUAUCCCUCCAAACUGCCAAUAUCCCAAACCCCUCCUUUAAAGUGCAGGCAUUGCACUUCCCAUUUCCAGGACUCAAGUCCGACUAUAUGAAAAUAACCGGUUUCCCUGAAUCCCUUCACUAAAUAUUACCCUGCUCACACUCCAACAGAUCGUCAGGUCCCAAGUACCAUUCGUCUCCAUUCACUCCUAUCUAACACGCUCAUGCACGCUUGCUGGAAGUCCAAGCCCCUCGCCCACAAAACCUCCUUUACCCCCUCUUUCCAACCCUUGCGAGGACGACCCCUACCCCUCUUUCCUUCCCCUAUAGAUUUAUAUGCUUUCCAUGUCAUUCUACUUUGAUCCAUUCUCUCUAAAUGACCAAACCACCUCAACAACCCCUCUUCAGCCCUCUGACUAAUGCUUUUAUUAACUCCAUACCUUCUCCUAAUUUCCACACUCCGAAUUUUCUGCAUAAUAUUUACACCACACAUUGCCCUUAGACAGGACAUCUCCACUGCCUCCAACCGUCUCCUCGCUGCUGCAUUUACCACCCAAGCUUCACAUCCAUAUAAGAGUGUUGGUACUACUAUACUUUCAUACAUUCCCUUCUGUGCCUCCAUAGAUAACCUUUUUUGACUCCACAUAUACCUCAACGCACCACCAAUACAUACAUACAUACACAUAUAUAUGUAUUCAGAUUUUUUAGAGAAUGUUCACUUUUGUUCAUCUUCGCUGUUAGCUUAUAUGGCUACAUUGUAUAUAUGUUAUAAUUUAUUUUUGUUCAUCUUUUAGUGAGAUAUCCCUAUUUUUAGGGAAUAAACUUUUCUAGUCUUGGGCUUUGGGGAGAAGUGUCAAAUUUUAAACUUAUUAAAUAUCACAAGUUCUCUUUCAAGCAUGACUAUGGUAUCAUGCAUUAAUACUGAAAAGUAAGAAGCUAUUGUUUUUCUGUGUAAACUGUAACUAUUGUUGGCUGCAGUGGUGCCUGUGUGGCACCAUUGACAUUGUAAAUUCAUCCUUACUGGUUGUAGAUUGAGACACUUAUGCAGCAUAUGGGAAUCUUUAUUCAGGAAACGUUUCGCCACACAGUGGCUUCAUCAGUCCAAUACAAAGAGGAAGGUGUAAGGAGAGGAGGAGAAUGAAGUAAUCAGUCCCUCAACCUGGAGUCGAUGUGUUCAGUCCAUCAAUCUUGUAGAAUGUACAGCAUAGGGCCGUAGACGUGGCUUAUAUACUGUAGUGAGGUGAGGUGAAGCAGGCGGAGGCGGGGUCAUAGUGGUACCAUCCACUAGUCAAAGUAGGUCUUCGUCCAAAGGUUGAACAAGUGUUGAAGAAUUCUUUGUAACAAGAUCCCAUGAUGCUGCUGUGUCUGACAGUUGUGAUGAAUGGUUUGAAAAACCGACAAGUUGAAGAUUGAGACACUUAUGCACCAUAUGGGAAUCUUUAUUCAGGAAACGUUUCGCCACACAGUGGCUUCAUCAGAUGAAGCCACUGUGUGGCGAAACGUUUCCUGAAUAAAGAUUCCCAUAUGCUGCAUAAGUGUCUCAAUCUUCAACUUGUCGGUUUUUCAAACCAUUCAUCACACUUACUGGUUGUCUUUGAUUAGAGUGUGGCUGUGACCUGACAAGUGGUGGAGGAAGACAAAUAUAGCAUAAGGAGACCUUUUAUUGUUAAAAUGUUUCACCUACAAGAGGCUUUGUCACUUGAUACUCUCUUUUAGGUACAGUGUUAAAAUAAUUUUUUUUUCUCUGUGUGUCUUUUUCCACCACUGGAUGUCUUAAAUCAGAAAUUAAUUUUUUUACACACAUGCAUGGCAGUAUUGAAUUCUUAAAUGUAUCUAAGGACUGGUGUGCACUAAUGUUAAAUAUACAUUUUGGUUGCAAGUACACCUGUGAAAUUUCCUAUCAUGGAUACUAGGAUGCCUAGUCACAACCAAAACAAAUUUUAGAUCAUAUGUAUCCACAAUCAUAAAUAUAUAUUUUGCUGAUAUGAAUGCUAGAAAUGAGAGGUACAUAUACUAUAUUACAGUAAAGAACUGAGAUAUUUAGCAGUCACUUGGUUUCUAUUUAAUGAAAUUACACUGUUCUAUACUACAGUGGAUACAUUAUUUGCCUACAUUAAAGGUAGCUUGCCUUUUUUUUUUACUAAUGUUCAUAACAUCUGUUUAGUUAUUAGUUUUAAAGAAGUAAUGUGAACCGCAUAAUUUUGAGAGUGGUUUAGCAUUAUGGUAUUUGUUCAUUAUAUGUGCUCAACUUUAGUAAGGUACAAGGAAGUACAACUUGUUAAUAAAUGUAGAGAUAUCAAAAUGGAGUGUUAAGAGUUCAUUUUACUAGAUUUAAGUACAUUCUUUAUUAUUUUUGUUACUUAAAACUAUACUUUUGAGGUUUUAAUUAAAUUUUUAUCAAAAUGAGCCAUUCGAGUUUAAUGCAAAGAUAUAACAUUUAAUACAGUUUAAUGCAAAGAUAUAACAUUUACACUUAGUGCCAAAUAACAGAUAUUUCUAAUCGUGCACAAUAUUCAUUGUUCAUCAUUUGUGAAAAGAAAUUUAUAUUAAUGAUGAAUUUCAGUACAAAGCACUUGACUGUAGUUAAAAAUUAAGGAAUGCUUCCUUUGAUGCAUUAAACCAAUAGAUUUUGUAUAAUACUAUAAAUUACAAUAAUAUAAUGGUAGCAUUCAGAAGUACUGUUUUUUACUUGGCUUUAAAUUUAAGUUGGUUUUGGUCAUUGUGCAGUCCAAAAAUGGUACAAUAACCUCAUAUCUCAUUAGCCCAGCCCCUUCUACCUCAAAUCACUCAAGAGAGAACUUAAUGUGACAUAGGUUUCUAAUGCAGUUAAAUAUUGCAUCAAAUAUUUGAAACCAGUCGAAGAUGCAUUCAUAAGUUAACGCAUGGAAACUAAUAUCCCAAUUUCUUUAAUAACACGUUAGUAUUUACACAUCCAGCAUCCAAAAAUCAUGAAAGUUUAAAAGCACUCAGAAGAGGCAUUCUCCAUUUAUUGCACUAAAACUAUUGUGUUUAGCCCUUUCAGUGUUGUGACCCCUGCUCACAAACUUGCUCUCAGGGUUGAAGAAUUUAAAAAAAAAGAAUUAAGUGAUAGAGAAUCUUUUUCCAAAGGUAAUGAAAUGAAAAGUACGAAAUUUGAUGAAAAACUUGCGGAAUAAUGCUCUCGCAGAGUUAGUAGUCUCGGCAAUAUUUAUGCAUCGGCAAUUUCGCCCAAUUUAUGCUCUUUUUUGGCCAAUUCCAUUGUUCCAGUCGACCAGACUCAUAGCUAUUUCUAUGGAAUGAGUACAAGAAACUGCUCUUUUACAUAUUUCAGCUAUCUAAUAAAGUGAUCAGAAAUCUAAUUUGGCCAAUUUUGCACAAAAUUCAGCAAUUGCCAGUUUGAAAAUAGGAUCCAGAAUAAACAUUGUAGACAUUCCUGGCACUAAAUAAACAUUUCCUCUACCCCUUAGUCAUGUCUCCAGGCCCCUCUUUUAUUUACUUUUGCUUUUCAUUUUGAAUUCUUCUUUCAACAAACCGGCAGUAUCCC
Messenger RNA from Cherax quadricarinatus, 6476 nucleotides. Its product is annotated as UPF0547 protein C16orf87 homolog. The record is from RefSeq and is a predicted model, not a curated record. NCBI's taxonomy places the organism in Eukaryota, Metazoa, Arthropoda, Malacostraca, Decapoda, Parastacidae.